Molecule: messenger RNA, 2550 nt
Organism: Mercurialis annua (annual mercury)
Lineage: Eukaryota; Viridiplantae; Streptophyta; Magnoliopsida; Malpighiales; Euphorbiaceae
Exons: 3
Coding region: 1-2550 (849 amino acids)
Molecular function (GO): RNA-DNA hybrid ribonuclease activity; nucleic acid binding
Source: RefSeq, a predicted model, not a curated record
AUGGCAUCAGAAGAUCAGGAAAAAACGGCUUUUGUAACAGAGCAGGGAUUAUUUUGUUAUAGAAUGAUGCCAUUCGGCUUAAAAAAUGCAGGAGCCACAUAUCAGCGACUGGUGAACUCCAUAUUCAAAGAUCAGAUCGGAAAGCACAUGGAGGUUUACGUGGACGACAUGAUUAUUAAGAGCGUCAGGACAGAAGAUCAUCCGGCAGAUGUGAAGGUAGUCCUAGAGACACUACAAAGGUACCAAUUAAAGAUAAAUCCGGAGAAGUGUGUAUUCGGAGUACCAGCGGGCAAGUUUUUGGGAUAUAUGGUCUCUCAACGCGGGAUCGAAGCCAACCCAGACAAAAUCGAAGCAGUCCUAAAAAUGACACCGCCCCGGAGCAUACACGAAGCAAAGAAACUCAACGGGCGAAUCACCGCCCUAGGUCGAUUCAUGUCCUGCUCAGCGAAGCGAUGCCUACCUUUCUUCAAGACGCUGAAACAGAUCAAGAACUUUACAUGGACAGCAGAAUGCCAGACGACGUUUGAUGAAUUGAAAAGCUUCCUUUCGUCACCUCCACUUUUGGCGAGACUAGAUCCGGGCGACGUAUUAUAUUUAUAUAUCUCUUGUUCUGAUGAAACAAUAGCGGGAGUACUAGUAUUUGAGAAAGAAGGGGAACAAUUCCCGAUCUACUACAUUAGCAAGGUGCUUAGGAAUGCAGAGUUAAGAUACCCAAAGUCGGAGAAACUGGCGUUAUGUGUAUACACCACCACAAUUAAACUCCGGCAUUACUUUGAGGGGAACCAGGUCAUCGUACGAACUGACCAACCAUUACGAAAAAUCCUCCGGAAGGCAGAAACAAGCGGAUGUAUAGUAGAGUGGGCUGUCAAGAUAGGAAGCUUGGGCGUUAUCUACGAAGCCCGAAAAGCCCUAAAGGCUCAGGCACUAUCCGACUUCUUCGCAGAGUUAACGUUUACAGAACCAAUAGAAAGCAAGAAGAACCUCUGGGAAAAACAUGUCGACGGAGCAGUGUGUGGAGAAGGAGCAGGGAUCAAAGUCGUACUAAAAGGACUAGGGAGGGUCCAAAUGGAAUACUCUGCUAGGCUCGAAUUCCCAGCUUCCAACAACGUCGCAGAAUAUGAGGCACUCAUGAAAGGAUUGCAAUUAUGUGAAGAACUCAAUAUUUCAGAAGCUCAGAUAUACAGUGAUUCACAGCUGGUCAUGAACCAAGUCUCAGGGAGUUUUGAAGUAAAAGAAAGGACACUGAAGAAGUACGCCAAGCAAGCCAAAACUUUCUUCGUCAACAAUGGGCGAUCCUGGUCGCUACAACAAAUACCCAGGGCAAUGAAUGGAAGAGCAGAUGAAUUGGCGAAAUGGGCCGCAACAAAGAAUUACGAAUCAAUGAAGAACAUCCCCCACGAAAUCAAGCGACAACCCAGCUUUCAAGAGGAAAGGGAAGAAGGAGAAGUGCUAAUGGUGGAUGGAGAAGAAACCCGGAUGACUCCCAUCACGGCAUACUUGGCUAAUGGAGUACUCCCCGAAGACAGAAAAGACGCCAGAAAGAUAGUGAUACUGUCAUCCAAAUUCGGCAUAGACAAUGGCCAGCUCUAUAAACGGUCAUCCACCCAUCCUUGUCUGAAGUGUGUUAACAAAGAAGAUGGAGAGUACAUCAUGAAAGAACUACACGAGGGGACCUGCGGAGCACACGACGGAGCAUCAACUCUGGUCAGGAAGGCCCUGUUACAAGGCUAUUACUGGCCUAUAAUGAAAGAACAAGCAACAACACUUGUAAAAGGGUGCUGGCCUUGCCAACAACAUGCUUUGGUGCCCAGAAAACAAGCAUCAGAAAUGAAGCCAAUCGGCAGUGCAUGGCCAUUCGCCCAGUGGGGAAUGGAUAUCUUGGGACCUCUCCCUCCAGCCACGGGACAGAGAAAGUUCCUAGUGGUGGCAAUCGACCACUUCACUAAGUUCGGAAUACCAAAGGUGCUGAUCACAGACAACGGAAAGCAGUUCGACUCAGCAAAAUUCAGGAAGUUCUGUGCAGAAUAUCAGAUCGACUUAAGGCUAGAUGAAUACCAAGUAAGAUGGGUAGAAGAACUCUACAGUGUCCUAUGGAACUAUUGUACCACCCCAAGAGAAUCAACGGGUGAAACUCCAUUCGCCCUAGCCUAUAGAACGGAGGCUGUAAUUCCGGUAGAGAUAGGCGCACCUACACCAAGAACCGAAGACAGUCAGCUGAGCUUAGAAGAAAAUGAAGCCGAACUCAGGAACAAUCUGGACCUCUUAGUCGAAAAGAUCAACAAAUCAGAUAUCAGGAUGGAAGCUUACAGACAAAAGAUGGCCAAACAUUUCAACUGCCAUGUGAAGAAAAGAAAAUUCAGACUAGGCGAUCUAGUCAUGAGGAAGACCGAAGUCAAGAAAGGAGAAGCAGGGAGCGGGAAGCUACAACAAAACUGGGAAGGACCUUACACCAUCAGCGAGGUUAUUAAGGAAGGGACGUUCAAGCUCACCAACUCUAUGGGAAGGAUCAUACCCAGGACAUGGAACGCCAACAAUCUAAGGAAAAUCUAG